Messenger RNA from Ipomoea triloba (trilobed morning glory), 1802 nucleotides. Its product is annotated as cytochrome P450 CYP82D47-like. The coding region runs from base 7 to 1548 and encodes 513 amino acids. Lineage: Eukaryota; Viridiplantae; Streptophyta; Magnoliopsida; Solanales; Convolvulaceae. The record is from RefSeq and is a predicted model, not a curated record. Gene Ontology annotation, biological process: defense response to other organism. The transcript has 2 exons. Gene Ontology annotation, molecular function: oxidoreductase activity, acting on paired donors, with incorporation or reduction of molecular oxygen; monooxygenase activity; iron ion binding.
UAAACUAUGGAUUCCUCUCUAAUAAGCAUUGCAGCGGCCGCUUUUCUACUGCUCCCCUUGCUCUACAAACUCUUUUGUAACAAAGAUGUGAGCCGGAAACCACCUGAAGCCGGCGGCGCGUGGCCUAUAAUCGGCCAUCUCCACCUCCUCGCUGCGCCGGAGGCCACUUUCAAAAUCUUGAGGGACAUGGCGAAGAAAUACGGGCCGAUAUUCCAAAUAAGGCUCGGCCCGAAUCCGGUCUUGGUGGUCAGCGACUCUCGAGUGGCCAAAGAAUGCUUCACCACCAACGACAAAGCGCUAGCGAGCCGCCCAAAGUCGUUGUCUAUAGAGAUAAUGGGCUACAACUACGCCAAUUUCGGGUUCGCCCCGUACGGCCCGUACUGGCGCCACGUCCGCAAGGUUGUCAUGCUUGAGCUGCUGUCCAAACGGCGGCUAGAGAUGCUGGGACGCGUUCGCGAGUCGGGAGUGAAAGCAUUCAUGGGAAACAUCUACGGAAGUUGGAAAAGGGACAAAAUUGGGUCGUCCGAGGAUGAUGUUGUAAUGUUGGAUAUGAAAGAGUGGUUUCCCAAAUUAGUAAUGGACAUCAUGAUCCGGAUGCUUUUCGGGCUGGGUUACCACGACGGAGGGAGCCAGGCGUCGGAGACGAUCAGUAGGUUCUUUGAACUCAUGGAUGUGACUCCCGUCGGCGAAUUCGUGCCGUGGCUAAGGUGGUUGGAUAUCGGCGGACAUGAGAAGGCCAUUAGGGAGACAGCUAAAGACAUGGAUGGGGUAAUGGAAGCUUGGCUGCAAGAACAUAAAAGGAAAAGAAGUUCGAAGCCUAAAGAGGAAGAGGACUUCAUGGAUGCUUUGUUGUCUCAUUUUGAUGCUGACAAUGAUAUUCCUAAAGAUUUUGAUCCUGACACAAUUGUCAAAGCCACUUGCAUGGCUGUGUUGGGGGCAGCUACUGAUACUACUGCGCUAACGUUAACAUGGGCACUUUCUUUAAUAUUAAAUAAUCCUAGUACCCUUGAAAAUAUUCGAGGUGAGAUAGAUAUUCAUGUUGGGAAGGAAAGACAGGUAGAGGAGUCGGACAUAAAUAAUCUGACUUAUCUUCAGGCACUUGUUAAAGAAACGUUACGUUUGUAUCCUCCUGGUCCUCUCUUACUACCGCAUGAAUCCAUAGAGGAUUGCACGAUCGACGGCUACCACGUCACAAAGGGUACACGCUUAUUGGUGAAUGUUUCGAUGAUACAUCGUGAUCCAGAGUUUUGGUCGGAUCCGGACACAUUUAGACCUGAAAGGUUCUUGGCAGAGCACAAAGAGGUUGAUGUGAGGGGUAAUCAUUUUAACUUAAUUCCAUUUGGUGGUGGAAGAAGAAUCUGCCCUGGGAUUUCUUUAGGGCUCCAAAGUGUGCAAUUGGCCUUGGCCAGUCUUGUUCAUGGUUUUGAUGUCAAAAAGAUUUCAGAGAAGCCAAUUGACAUGACAGAGGCUCCGGGCUUGUCAAAUGUGAAGGCAACUCCACUCAAUGUUUUCCUCUCCCCACGUCUACCUUCUCAUCUCUAUGGCUGAAUUCUUUUGUCGUGAAAGAAUGUGGCAUUUUCAUUCAAUUUCGAGUAUUUUGAAAUAAAAUAAUAGAAAAUAUAGGUGACAGCAAAUUUUAUGUAAUAUGGCUACGUGCAUGUAAUUUGACAUGAAAGUGGAAAAAGUUAUUACUGUGGUAUUUUUAUUAAUAUAUAUUUCUAUUACUUUAUAUGAAUUCCUAAGCCGUAUAGUGCACAUGUAAUAAUAAAUAAAUAAAGGAAUAAAAACAUUCGACUAUUUGA